Sturnus vulgaris (Common starling) is the source of this 3507-nucleotide messenger RNA. It is a transcript of the gene STARD8, whose product is annotated as StAR related lipid transfer domain containing 8. Gene Ontology annotation, molecular function: lipid binding; GTPase activator activity. NCBI's taxonomy places the organism in Eukaryota, Metazoa, Chordata, Aves, Passeriformes, Sturnidae. The record is from RefSeq and is a predicted model, not a curated record. Gene Ontology annotation, biological process: signal transduction; regulation of Rho protein signal transduction; actin cytoskeleton organization.
CCUGCGGGACAAACCUGCAGCUCUGUCAUGGACUGCCUGCGGGAAGGUCUCUGGACAGUGCUGGGUGGCCGAGGAGGGCGUGAAGGAGGCUGCGGGUCAUGCUGAUACUUUAUUCGGCAUUUAAUCCACGGGUUCCAAUGAACAAAGCCGGGAUUAACAGCUCCUGCCAUGAAAUUGAAGCCAAGAAAGCGUGUGACUGGCUCCGGGCAGCAGGAUUCCCCCAGUAUGCCCAGCUGUACGAAGAGUCAUCAUUCCCUCUUGACAUCAGUGCUGUGAAGAAGGACCACAGCUUCCUGGACCAGGAUUCCCUCAAAUCCCUGUGCAGGAGGCUGAUGACCCUGAACACUUGUGCCUCCAUGAAGCUGGAUGUUCACUUUCAGCGUAAACAGAAUGAAGACUCUGAGGAGGAGGAGCAGUGUGCCAUCAGCAGCCGGUGGGCCUUCCAGAGGGACAGCAAAAGGUGGUCCCGGGUGGGGUCCGCCGAUGUCCUGUUGCAGGGCUCGGAGGCCCCGAGCUGCACCAUGCGCCCGGUGUCCAGCCGUGAGAGCGUCCUCACAGACCUCAGCACCAACCCCGAGGCCACGUCCCUGCACAGCACGGGCAGUGUGGGCAGCGUGGGUGGCACAGGUGGCACGCUGGGCACUGCGGCCACGCCAUCCGAGCCCCCGUCCCCUCUCCGUGCCACUGCCAACGCCUCCAGCUGCAGCCAGAGCGAGGGCUCUGCGCCGGAGCAGCCCUCGGGCCGCGGAGAGGGCUCCAAGGAGAAGCUGAAGAAGCGACGUUCUCGCAGCUUCCUGAAGAGGAUCGAGUCUCUGCGGAGGAAGGACAAGGAGAAACCCAGCCCAGACAGGAGGGUGGCUCCACACGGCAGCGCCACUCUGCCACCGGGAUGGGGCUCUCUGAAGAGUAACGGGGACUUUGGGGCCACCAGGACCAACUCCUCCAAAAGAGGGAUCCCUGCCUCUUUCCACAGCAAAAAACACUUCUUCUCGGUAUCAUACAGGACUAACCGCCUGCUCGGCCCCGGGGACACCAAGGGGAGCUCUGACCCCAAACGCAGUGGAAUCUACCUGGAGGAUUACGACACAGCCGCUGCUGCCGAGUGCCAGCGCCGGGCUCGCCAUGGCGACUGCCUGGUCUAUAUCCCCUGUGACCACAAGCCCGGCACCUUCCCCAGAUCUCUCUCCAUCGAGAGUUUGUGUCCCCUGGCCGGCAGCUCCCUGAGCCACUGGAGCGCAGGGAGCGGGGCCGUGGGGCUGGGCGGGGGCGGCAGCAGCAGCAGCGUGGAGGGCUCGUCCUCGCCCAGGGGCUUUUCCCGCCGGCGCCGGGGCUCCUGCAGCUCCCUGGGCAGCCGUGUCAGCGUCUACGACAACGUGCCGGAGUUCGGCAGCAGCGAGGAUUUCUGCAAGGACGGGGAGGUCACCUACGAGAACCUCGACGACAUCCUGCAGCACGUGUGGGGGCUGCAGCAGAAGGUGGAGCUCUGGUGUAAAGCCGUCUCGCCUGGCCUGGAUGGGGAGGAAGGGGGCGAGGAAGAGGAGGAUGAGGAGGAGUCGGACUCGGGAGGGGAGCCCUCCAACCUGCAUUUCGAAGAGAGGUCCAUGUCGGAUGUCGGCACCUCUGCCAGUGACUUUGAUAGCACUGGGAACUCCCUCAACGAGGCUGAAGAGAUCGAGACACGGGAGCGCCGGGAUUCGGGGGUGGGAGCAUCACUCACAAGACCCUGCAGAAAGCUGCGUUGGCACAGCUUCCAGAACUCACACCGGCCCAGCCUGAACUCGGCCUCGCUGGAGAUCAAUCGCCAGUCAUCAGCCCAGCUCAACCUGCUCCAGAAGUGCUCCCUGCUGCGGCUCACAGCCAUCAUGGAGAAGUACUCUGUACCCCACAAGCAGGCCUGGACCUGGACUGUCCCCAAGUUCAUGAAGCGGAGUAAAGUCCCUGACUAUAGGGACAAGAUGGUUUUUGGGGUGCCCCCCAUCGUCAACGUGCAGCGAACAGGGCAGCCCCUGCCCCAGAGCAUCCAGCAGGCCAUGCGCUACUUACGCAGCCAGUGCCUGGACCAGGUUGGCAUUUUCCGCAAGUCCGGGGUGAAGUCCCGGAUCCAGGCGCUCCGGCACAUGAACGAGACCAGCCCUGACAACGUCAACUACUCGGGGCAGUCAGCGUACGACGUGGCCGACCUGCUGAAGCAAUACUUCCGUGACCUGCCCGAGCCCAUCUUCACCAGCAAGCUCACUGACACCUUCCUGCAGAUCUACCAGUUCGUGUCCAAGGAGCAGCGGCUGCAGGCGGUGCAGGCUGCCAUCAUCCUCAUGCCAGAUGAGAACAGGGAGGUGCUGCAGACCCUGCUCUACUUUCUGAGCGAUAUUGCCUCGGCUGAGGAGAACCAGAUGACAGCCGGGAACCUGGCUGUGUGCCUGGCCCCCUCCAUCUUCCACCUCAACGUGUCCAAGAAAGAAAGCACAUCACCCAGGGCCAUACACAAGAGGGGCACCAUGGGGAAGCCGGACCAGAAGGACCUCAAUGAGAACAUGGCUGCGACACAGGGGCUCUCCCACAUGAUCACUGACUGCAAGAAGCUCUUCCAGGUCUCCCACGACAUUUUGCUGCAGCUGAGCAGCUCCUAUAUGGCUGCAGAUGCCUAUCCCCACCCCCUGGCUGACUUGGUGUGCCAGGGGGAGAGCAAAGAUUUACACUCCUACUUCGAGCAGAGUGUACAGAACCUGCUCAAAGAGUCGUCAGAGAAAUUCAAGGGGUGGCUGAGCACGCCAGGACCCCUGAACACGGAGCUGUCCUGCAAAAAGGUUGGGGACGGGCACCCUCUGCGCCUGUGGAAGGUCUCCACGGAUGUUGAGGCCCCUCCUGCCACGGUGCUGCACCGGGUGCUGCGGGAGCGUCACCUGUGGGACGAGGACCUGCUGCAGAGCAGGGUGGUGGAGGCGCUGGACAAGGACAUGGAGGUGUACCACUACGUGAUGGACAGCAUGGCCCCGCACCCGCGCAGGGACUGCAUGGUGCUCCGGCGCUGGCGCACGGACCUGCCGCGGGGAGCCUGCCUGCUCAGCUCCCUGUCGGUGGAGCACGACAAGGUGCCAGUGGAGGGAGGUGUCAAGGCCAUCGUGCUGACAUCCCAGUACCUCAUCGAGCCCAGCGCCAUGGGGCGCUCCCGGGUGACCCACAUCUGCAGGGCUGACCUCAGGGGCCGUUCUCCCGAGUGGUAUAACAGGGUCUUUGGCCACCUCUGUGCCAUGGAGCUGGCGAGGAUCCGAGACUCUUUCCCAGCCCUGAGUCCCAACGGCCCCGAGACAAAGAUCUGAGGCAGCAGGAGGAUGCUCUGUCCUUUCAGACGUGGACUUGCCAGUGGAUCCGGACUGGGGCUCUCAGCAGGAAGCACGAUGUGGUGCAGUGCCCGUGGAGGGGGAGACAGAGGCACAUAUUUAUAAACAUCCUUUCACCCCGGGCUGGGCAGUCCCAUCCCAUGGCCCGGGUGCUGCGGGGCAGGGUGGC